AUGAUGUGGCAUCACUUCUGGCUGACAAAGACAUCUUAAGCGUGAGAAUUUGGGCCGACAGUUGGAGCAAAAAUGUUUUUUUCUCGCUAUUUUAUAAAACACCAGCUUCCUUCCUAUGUUAAAUUGUAGGCCAGUUGUGGCGGAAAUACGUCAGUUAGGUGGCUUUUCGCACAAGCUUGACUGUGUCUUCAUUUCAGAUGAAGGGAUGCUGGUGGAGAGAAGGGAGAUUUUAAUCACUCCUGUCGCUUUAAGGACUCUUAUCAAAGCCUUAUUAUGCGAAUAGAGAGCACCGUGAGCCACUGAGCAAGCAACCAAGGGACGGACUGGAGUGGAUUUGUGUGGAAAAGCUAACAUUAUCCGAGCUGGAAUGGACCGCUUCUCUGCCGUGAGGAGUUUGAUUUCACACUGGACAGCUGUCUGACGGAUCGUUUAGGAAAUAUUGCGCACAAGUAGCACUCAAUACUUGGGGCUCGUUUGCGCCUGACGCGCAGAGAGGAAUAUGAUUUAAAAGUCAACACAGGCGGAAUUAUUCAAGGACCUCAUUACUACGCGGUUUGUUUCGACUGGAUAGUCUUUUUUUUGACACCGGAUCAUGGAUUGGGGAGGUGGAAAAACAACAACGGCCAGCGACAUGAUUUCUCUGCGCUGUUUGCGCCCCGCAGCGAGGUUCGGCGUCGGCGCUGUCUGUAUUGCAACAAAAGUUACAAAGCGAGUCUAAUGCGUAGAUUUUAACUGUUUCUGCCAUUUUGCACCUGCUUUAGCGGAUAGCGUCCUGACACGGUGCAGAUCCGUGUUGUUUUUUGCUCUCCCUCCGCCGCCUGUGUGUGGAUACUUACACGUUUGCUUAUCGUAAUGGAGAUUGGCGAGCUAUCUACUCAAGGUCAUUGAGUGUUUAAGGCUAGAUUUACACACACAGUCAUUUGUAGUCGUUGCGGCACAACCUAGGAUUGUUUGUGAUUCCACGGUGCAGACAGACAGCGUCUCCCGCAGAGUUGUGUUUGCAUUGGUUUUGACACCCCCGAGCCCUCCCCCUUCUCUCCUCCCUCCCAACAUGGAUGGGAAAUUGAAGCAGGGUCGGAGAUGCCGGCCCAAGCGGGAAAGAGUGCGAAGGUUGCGGGAGACAACGGGGAGCGGAGACGCCGACCCCAACUCCUGCUGUUCCGACAGGGAGCGACACAGUCCGAGGAGGGACACCGCUAAAAAGAAGCCGCACCCCGCAGCGGCAGCCAGAGCCCCGCGUACCCCGAGGCGGAAGAGAAGGGAGUCCGGCUCCCAGGAGGAGGACAUCAUUGAUGGAUUUGCCAUUGCCAGUUUCAUCAGUCUGGACUGUCUGGAGAAGAAAACAGGACUUCUAAAGACACAGGAGAAGAAAGAACGGUGGAAGGAGAAAAAUGUUGUGAAACGGCCAAAGACGGAAGAUGAGGUGGUGGAGAAGGAAGAGGAGAAUGUUGAGCCUGUGAUAGAUCCACUGGAGAAUGGAUUCUUUCAUCAUGCCCAGAGAGAGCAAGAGAGGAUGAACGAGAGGCUGCUCAAGAAAACAUAUUCCAAGAAGAACAAAAUGAUCAAACCAUUGAUGUUUUGUCCGGUCAAAAUUUUCAAGGAUGAAAUGGACCUCAGUCUACCUCACAGGAGCAACACUAAGGAACUGGUGAGCGAGAGUUCCACUCACUCGCUGUCAGGCCGCGGCUACUCGGUACCGCCAGCAGCAGUGACCCUCCUCAAGUGUGACAGCGAGAGUGACAUUGACGACAAGGUGUCUGAUGUAGGAUCAGAGAGGAUCUUUUCUCACACCACACCCAAAGGUGUGCAAGCGAAUGAGAGUCCUGAGUCUAAGACUUGUAGUUCAGCCAAAGUGUCUGUGCUCCAGCGCAGCCAAGAGCAGAACAACAGUGAGGUGCCGUUUGCUCCUCCGCUGCCCAGCCCCACCCCAGCCUCGGCGCCUACGGGCUCCCCAGCCCCCGCUGCAGCAGCAGCGCCCCCAGAGCCGCCUCGAUCUUUCCUCCCUACUCCGCCUCCUCUCGGAAUCAAGAGGGAGCUCCAAGCUCCACCCCCUGUCCCUUCCCCUUCCCUGCUGAGGGCGCCACCCCAGCUCCACCCUCCUCACCUCCACUCACAGCAAGAACCCUGUCCUCAUCCACCCCCUCAGCACCACACCCGGCCGAUCAUCAGCCAUCAGGUGCACCACCCGCUGCAGUAUAGCCUUCACGAUAUAAGCCACCAGAGCGGUCCAAUUCUUCCUAAACAUCACCUCGGACCAUCUCCACACCACCCAAUCAGUGGGCUGCCAUCCUCAGCCCCCGCCUUGCCUCUGUCCAUAGCCAACCUCUCUACCUCGCACUAUUCUUCCCUGCGGAGCCCGGCACAUCGCCAUUCGGCCAUGUUUGCAACCCCGGCCACUCUGCCUCCACCACCGACCUUACCUACCAACAGCUUAGUGGUGCCUGGCCACCCUGCGGGUACCCCCUACCCAGAGCAUGACCUCCUGAGGCAAGAGCUGAACAACCGUUUCCUGGUUCAGAGUUCAGAGCGGGGCCGGGGGCCGCCCGCCUCGCCGCUGGCCCCCGUGUCGCUCCUGAGGGCUGAGUUUCACCAACACCAGCACAUGCACCAGCACCAACACACCCACCAGCAUACCUUUACGCCCUUCCCCGCCAGUCUGCCCCCGGCCGCCAUCCUCACCCCGCCCACCGCACCUCCCAUGGUGCGUACCCAAGCCAGAAAUUUUGACAAAUACACACCGAAACUCGACAAUCCGUUCAUCAGACAUCAUUCAAAUUUCUUCCCCUCCUACCCCCCUACCAUGCCAGGCAUGCCCCCACUGCUCCCACACUCAGGACCCUUCAGCUCACUGCAAGGAGCCUUCCAGCCCAAGGCAUCCAACCCCAUUGAUGUUGCAGCACGUCCUGGAACAGUACCUCACACACUUCUCCAGAAGGAUCCUCGGAUAACAGAUCCAUUCAGGACGAAUGUUAGAAAACCUGGCAAGUGGUGCGCAGUGCAUGUCCAGAUCGCAUGGCAGAUCUACCACCACCAGCAGAAAAUGAAGCAAAUGCAACUGGACCCCCACAAACUAGACAUGAAUGGGAAGCUAGACUUGUUCAGCCGACCCCCAGCUCCAGGCGUCUUCCCGGGCUUCCCAUACCCUCAUGACCUUGCACGACCCCUCUUCUCCUCUACAGGAUCAGGCCAUCCAGCCCCCUCUCCAUAUGGACCCGCCCCCCACCCCAGCGGCUUUCUGCCUCCUAGCCAUUUGGCUGGUAAGUAUCCUUUCAGUCGCUCCAGUUCCUUUGGCGGCCUCGGCAACCUUUCAAGCAGUGCCUUCGGAGGAUUAGGCAACCCCUCGCUUGGGUCCAGCAGUAUGUUUGGCAACAAGGAGGGCCCGGGAGGACUGCCCCCCUUUGGCAGCCCGCAACAUGACACCUGGAACAGACUCCGACGCACACCGCCAUCUUUUCCCACUCCACCGCAGUGGCCCAAAACUGCCGACGCUGAGAGGAGCAGCUCAGCCAAUAGCCACGAGCGAGAGAGGGAACGGGAACGAGAAAGGGAGAGAGAAAGAGAAAAAAGAGACUCCUCUAUUGGAAAAGAGGAGAAAGAUAAAGAUAGGGAUUCGGUGGAACGCAACCGCCACUCCAACCGUUCAUCUCCAGCCUCUGCGCCGGUCAGCUACCAGAUCAGCAGCUUGAUACGUUCCAACAGUCAAAACAGCGAUUCAGGACGCCAUCACAGUGGCAGCGUCGAUCGGGUACGCGAGGCAGAAAAAGAGCUACUCGAACGCCAUCGAGACUCCACCCUGGUUGACGUUAAGAUAAAAGAGAGCCGCUCGCCUGGCAAGGAGAUGCUAGAGAAACGAUCUCCGGAGGACUCCAUCAAACCAGCUCAACGUUCUCCCUCUCCUUACUCUCUGAAGACAGUGAUCAAUGAGCAGAGUUUGAAGAUGGCUGGUGGGCCCCCGCCUACACUGAAAGACAGUGAGAGAAAAGAACCUCCCAUUGGGGAACAACUCCACAAGGUGAAAAAUGACAUGAAGAUCAAGGAGGAGAGGAAGGAGGAACAGGACGUCAUGGUGGUGAGUUCCGAGCCAGCCACCCAACCACCUCCGCAGCUGCACUCGGCGACCAUCACCCAACCUGGAAACCCACACCACCACCAUCCUCCGUUGUCCCAGCAGCAUCCUCUUCCGUCCCCACGCGGGAGCGACAUCCCGGCUCCUGGUUUGCAUGGCGUCCCCAUGGCGCAUUCGCUGCCGCUUUCCAUGAGCGCCAUGCCUCAGAUGGGCAGCCUUAAUGUUCUCGAUCGGGCUCGCAUGGCUCCAUUCAUGGGGGUGAGUCCACUUGCAGGAAGAGAGCGUCUACCCCACCCGGCUUUCCCUUGGGAUCCUCUCAGAGAGGCGUACCGCAGCCUGGACCUGCAGAGGCGCAUGGACUUCCAGCUUCGAGCCGAGCAAGGACAUCGCUUCCCCAGCAUGUAUGAACAAGAACGAGCCUACCGCGAGAGGGAAGCUCACGACUACUCUCACCACGAGCACCUUCUGGAGGUACGCAGGGAGCACGAGAGGAUGAGACAGCAGGCGGAGGAGCGAGAGCGCCUCCACCUCCGCGAGGAGCUCGACCGAGCACGCCUCCAUCAGCUCCACCAAUCCCCAAUGGAAGGCCACUUGCCGCACAUGCCUCCAUUUAUGCCCCAUCUUGGGGGCAUGCCCUACCCGAGACUCAGCCCCUCCACCGGGCACAACGGCCUUCUGAACAGAACACCCCCAACCGCUGCCCUCAGUGCCCCACCGCCACUUGUGCCAGCCGGCAGUGCCAGGCCAGCCUCCCCCAGGAGGACUACACCCCUAACCACCACCCAAGACCCACGGGACUACUCCCCAUCUCGUAACCCCAAAGAGGUAGAAGCACGGUAGCUUGGUAGGAGACGCCCUCUGAACAAAAUGCACUCCUCUUCACCAGAGAAGAGCAAAGGGUAUGAUUGUAAAAAAGUGUCCGAUGAAGCACACGCCAUGAAUAUUUUUUGCAGACUUAAAGGUUUGAGCAAUGUCAAGAGAAGACAAAUAACGUGUCUGUUUAUAUCACCCGUAAAUAUUUGAUAAUUAUUAAUAUAUUAAUCAAAUAACCUUUUUUCAGUUUUAAGUGAAAAAAGAGGUUCUGAAAUAGGUUUGUACAUUUGCUAUCCUUCUUCUGUGUAUAGAUAUCAUUUCUAUAAAUUUGAUGUCAUUUGUGCAUUUGUCACAUCUUUUACAGUAUUUAUCCCCAUGGAUUGUGUCGUGUCGCUUAUGGCACAGUGUAUAGACCCAAAUUUGGACCCCCCCCCGCUUCAAUCAUUUAACUUCAUAUGGUACCAGGACGUCUUCAUUAACGACGGUGUACAGCGUUGCAUUAAUUAGUUUUGCCUCUGAGAUAUGCAGUCCGAUAUAUAUUAUUUGUUCACUCUCUGUACAGAAAGCUAAUGUAAAUAACCUGUUGAUAUCCAUUUGCUGCGAAAUGUGUAAAUUUAUUAGGCUUUUUAACCAUUUCUUAUAAAAGAAUUAAAAAAAAAAAAACAAGCUUAAGUCCGAUAUGUGUUGAAUAUUAAGGCAGAGAAGCCGGUUCAGGGGAUGUGAGCGAUGGAUGCUGGGAGGGAGCCUAGAAGGAUCAUCUGCAAUCUAUGCAAAGCAGAAAUGUCAUUCUAGAGACAUCUCCUGGAGAAGGCGUUACUGGUGAUACUGGUGAUACUGGGGUAUGCUUAUGUUGAUAUUUACCAAUGAAAUAACAAUGGAAUCAUGAAAAGACUUCCAAGUCAUAAACUGGACCAGACCCGGACAGAAAAGAGAGACGCUUUAAAGUGGACGUCGAAAGGACUUUCUCUGUCAAACCUGUGGUUAUGUGCAGUUGUUUUUCUUAGACUCUUGUAUACAAAAGAAGUAGAGUUUUAGGCGUGCAAAAUAAAAAUGAACAUUCAUGGUUUAAAAUGUACGGAAUAAAGUUUGGACCUAAUGUCACACGUUUGCUGCAUGUCCUUUGUCAUCGUGGUGUGUUCAUGGGAUAUUGAGUCAAUGUUCCAUCAGUGGGUCACUUUUCUGCUUUUGGUGCUCUCAUAGAUUAAUAAAAAAAAACCUAAAGGGGACCUAUUAGGCUCAUUUUUGGCACUUUGUAUUGACUUGUGGACUCCUAUAGAGCAGAUACAGCACAAUAACCCGCACAGAAAGCUUACUAGAUCUUCCAGAAUCUGCAGUUUUUCCGUGGACUUCCUGCUUUGUCUUGACUUGUGGACUCCUAUAGAGCAGAUACAGCACAAUAACCCGCACAGAAAGCUUACUAGAUCUU
This is a messenger RNA of Doryrhamphus excisus (bluestripe pipefish), 6305 nucleotides long. RefSeq names its product fibrosin-like 1 (gene fbrsl1). The record is from RefSeq and is a predicted model, not a curated record. NCBI's taxonomy places the organism in Eukaryota, Metazoa, Chordata, Actinopteri, Syngnathiformes, Syngnathidae.